Manis javanica (Malayan pangolin) is the source of this 1532-nucleotide messenger RNA. It is a transcript of the gene SPATA32, whose product is annotated as spermatogenesis associated 32. Gene Ontology annotation, cellular component: perinuclear region of cytoplasm. Gene Ontology annotation, biological process: spermatogenesis. Lineage: Eukaryota; Metazoa; Chordata; Mammalia; Pholidota; Manidae. The record is from RefSeq and is a predicted model, not a curated record. Gene Ontology annotation, molecular function: actin binding.
GGCUGCAGGUUCAGCCGGAUCUUGGACGGGUCCUGGGCACACGGAAGGGGCAGUGGCAGGGGCCUGGCCAGCCCACUCCAGGCUUACCGGUCGCCGCCCUCCUGCUCCGGGCCGCUGCGGGGCGGGGCGGGGCAGCCUUCUCUAGGGGACAGCCCCCAAAGGCCGCGCUCACCCGCGCUAGGAAUCCUGAGCGCAGUGCCCUGCCCGCGGGGGUCGGCGGGGACGUCACAAGAGAUGGCGACAGCACAGGCGCCAGCGGCCCCAGCAUUCCCACCGUUCGCACAGCCCCAACCCAAGAGCGCGGUGGAGGCGGAGGGGCAGCAGCCACCAGCCCGUCCCCGCCUCUGGGCAGAGCCCCGGUCAGCAUGGGGGUGACAGGUGCCAGUGGAUUUCCCUGCUGUUGCAAGGAAUCGGUGGACAUUGUGGAAACACAGGGUAACAUAAACCAACACGGGUUCCAGCUGGUACCAGACGAAGAUGAGAUGGAGCUGGAUAACGAGUUGCUAGAGCUGGAGCCCCCAGACCAAUCGGACCUGAACGUAGACCCAGAACUGGAGACGGAUGUGGAGCCAGAGCCUGAGGAUUUGCCGCAGCCUGAGGCUGAGCUGGAUGUGGGGCCCAAGUUGAAGGCGACUCCCUGUAAUGAAGACCCUUGGCAGCAGGAGUAUAUGAUAGAGCCCCUCCUGCCCCACACAGAGGGGCUAACUCUAAAGGACAUCAACCAGUGGAGUAUGAGAUCAGACUCCAGCUACCUGAGUCCCACAGAGGAGGACCAGUUGUCCACCAAAUACCAUUCCAUCUGUGUGCAGACCUCCAAGGACCUCUUCUGGGCUGACAAGCUCAUCCAGGCCUCAAAACACAGCCUGGAACGGGCAAUCAGCACGCAGCCUGACAAGAACAACACAGAUAAGAACAGCCACCCGGACCAGCAAUCAGUCCCCACGGACCCCCUGUGCUCCAAGAAGCAGCUCCAGAACCCCAGCGCCCAGCCAGCUCCUCCCACCACAGACUCCCAGCAGCCGCCCAGCCCUGACCUGUCCUCCUCCGAUCUCCCACCUGCCAUUGGCCUGGCAGACCUAACCACCUUCAUGUCUUGCCUGCCCGUGGCCGCCUCCAGCAAGAUGGACCUGCCCAGUUUGGAGCAUGUGAUCGAAGCUCCAUCCCAGAAGGCCAUGGACGGUGCUGCCCAGCCAGCUCUGGAACAGCCUGGGCAGGGAAAGCUCAGUAAGGAGUCGUUAAAGGAACCUCUUGGAGCUGGGGAGCAGCAGAAAGCUUGGAAGCAGGAGGACAAGACCUUCCCCCACACUUACCUUGACUUCAGCAAGCUGGGGAUCAAGAAGACCACCACUGAAGGGGAAGUGAAGCUUCUCCAGUCACCAACCAUGUCCCUGCUGCCACAAGGAGAUAUGAAACACUCAGUGCCAGAAAUCAAGAAAGUGAAUCCAUUAUUGCUGAAAAUCCAUUUGAAGCUGUCAAAUUCCCCUUCCCCAGAGAACUGACUAGACAAAACCAAUAAAGCCUCCAGUGCCGGC